Molecule: messenger RNA, 2646 nt
Organism: Phyllopteryx taeniolatus (common seadragon)
Lineage: Eukaryota; Metazoa; Chordata; Actinopteri; Syngnathiformes; Syngnathidae
Gene: tpcn3
Product: two pore segment channel 3
Exons: 19
Coding region: 413-2614 (733 amino acids)
Biological process (GO): transmembrane transport; monoatomic ion transport
Cellular component (GO): membrane
Molecular function (GO): monoatomic ion channel activity
Source: RefSeq, a predicted model, not a curated record
CCUUUCCUCGUCGGGGGCGGACGCGCCGACUUUCGGAGAGUCGGGGAAAAUGAAGAAAAGAACUCAAAAUAAAAUUGAAAAAACAAAAAAACAUUUCAUAAACGAAAUGAAAUAAAAACGAAAAUGUUUGAAAAAAACAAAAAGAUAAGUAACUGAAACUACGUUUUAUGUUUAUAAAAGUAACUAAAGCUAAUCGAACAUGAUUUCAAACGGAUUUAUUCCAGAACGGCGGAACGAGGAAUGUCUGACAUGUUUUGCGCAGCGCAACGCCGCCCGCCGCAGACCCGCCACCCAUUUGAUGGGAUCCCGCUUCUGUCGCCGAGCCAAACAAACGAGUGCAAAAAAAAAUCAGCAUUUCUAAUCCGUCCGUCCGGCGGAACGUCAUUUCGAGCUGACUAAUGGCGAGAAGGUUAUGAGAGCGUGCCGGCGGAUAGCGUUUGCUCACGUCCGUUCGCAGGCGAGCGUGCCGGUGGCUAACGUCUGUUCCCCGGCGAGCAUGCCGGCGGAUAGCGUUUGCUCACGUCCGUCCGUUUGCAGGCGAGCGUGCCGGUGGCUAACGUUUGCUAAUGCGACCAUGCUGGCGGAGCUCGUGUGUCUGCACGUGUUCGCCCUGCGGUUGAUCCACUACGCCAAGGUGAUCCCCCGAGACAAGUUCUGGAAGGACCCCAAGAACAUCUGCAUGAUUGCCAUCCUGGCGCUGACACUGGUGGACAUGAUCAUCUACGGUGCGCUGCACGCCGCCGGCUUUUACGCCCUCCGCUGGUCACGAGUGCUGCGGCCGCUCCUAUUGGUCAACGUGACAGAGGGCCGGCAGCUGCGCAGGGCCAUCAGGAGCAUCCGCAACGCCCUCCCUCAGAUUUUGUCGGUGUUCCUGCUCUUCAUCUUCAGCAUCCUCAUCUUCUCACUGAUGGCACUCAAACUCUUUAGCAAGCGCGGCCUGACGACGGCGGACGGCGCUCCGUACUUCUCCAAUUACGCCGACGCCGUGUUCGAGCUCUACGUGCUGGUCACCACGGCCAACAGCCCCGACGUCAUGAUGCCGGCGUACGACGCCAGCUCGGCCUUCGCCGUCUUCUUCAUCGUCUACAUCCUGGUCAACACGUACAUCUUCAUGUCCGUCUUCCUCGCCGUCGUCUUCAACAACUACAAGAAGUACUUGAAGGAGGAGGUGCGGCAGUUGGUGCGGGCCAAGCGGCACAAGAUGGCGCGCGCCUUCGCCGUGCUGCUGGAACGUCCCGAGGAUGGCGGCGAAGGCGAAGGCCGAGGCGUGCCGCUGGUCAGCCGCGCCAGCUGGAACCGCCUCGUGCGAUCGGUCCAGCCCGACAUCAGGCGCGCCCACACGGAGCUGCUGUGGAGCGUCUCGGACGACGACAACCGCGGCGCCAUCGACGAGCGGUCGUUCGUGCAGCUGGCCGACCUUCUCAACAUCGAGGUGAUCACGCUCAAGUCCAGGCCGCACCCGCUCGACCGCCUGUGCCCCGCCCUCUACCGGUCGGCGCCCAGCCGCCUCGUCUGCCGAUCGGUCCGGCACAGGGCCUUCGCGGUGGCGUACGACGUCGUCAUCCUGAUCAACGCCGUUUUCAUCGGGCUGGACGAGGAGCAGCCGAUGAUCGGCAAUUCCGAGUGGGCCUUCCUGGCUCUCUACCUGCUGGAGAUCCUCCUCAAACUUUACGUCAUCGAACCCAGAACCUUCUUCUCGGCGCACAGCUUCUGGAACUGGUUCGACACGAUCAUCGUGGUCUGCGCGCUCAUUGCCACCGUCAUCAACGCCGCCUUCGAGUCAUCGGGCAGGUACACCAGCCGCCAGAUCCUGGACAUCGUUUUCAUCCUGCGAGUGCUGCGACUCAUCCGAGUGGUGGACAGCAUCAAGAGGUUCCGCACCAUCAUGAACACACUGAUCCGGAUCGGACCGGCCAUCCUCACCUUUGGACAACUCAUCCUGGUGGUCUUCUACGUGUUCGCCAUGGUCGGCAUGGAGCUGUUUGCGGGCAAGGUGAAGUUCUAUGAGGAUGCGGGCGACCCGGCGAGGGCCGACUGCGGGAACGCGCUGCUGCGAGGGAGCGCCUUCGCCCGGCUCGGCUACUGCAAGAACAACUUCAACGACGUCGUCGCCGCCUUCGUCCUCCUCAUGCAGCUCACCGUCGUCAACCAGUGGCACAUCCUGAGCAGCGGCUUCACGGCCGUCACGCACAAGUCGGCCAGGAUCUACUUCGUGCUCUUCCACGUCGUCGUCGUCAUCGUCAUCAUCAACAUCUUCGUGGCAUUCGUGUUGGAGGCCUUCUUCCUCGAGUACUCGCUGGACAAGAGCGACCUGCACACCGAGCUCGAGAAGAAGAUUGAGCAGCUCCAGCUCGGAGUGGCGCAGGACGCGAUGGAGGACAACCUGGUGGGCGCCAUGGAGACGAGUGACCACGAGCAGCCCGCCGAGCAGUUGGAGAGCAGCAAGCACAAGCUCAUGUUCAAAAUCGCCUCCAAAAGGUAUCGAACCGUGGACGCGUUGCUGCAGCGCCUGUUCGAGGCCGACUUGGAGCGGGAAGACGACGGCGCUGGCGACACCGCUGACGUUCACAACGGCAAUGGAAACUUCGCCAACCCGUCCUUCGGCGCCGCGUAAAUGAUGUUUAUGAAUAAAGUUUGAUUUUCCCA